This is a messenger RNA of Suillus clintonianus, 729 nucleotides long. RefSeq lists its product as uncharacterized. NCBI's taxonomy places the organism in Eukaryota, Fungi, Basidiomycota, Agaricomycetes, Boletales, Suillaceae. The transcript has 2 exons. Bases 1 to 729 code for a protein of 242 amino acids. The record is from RefSeq and is a predicted model, not a curated record.
AUGCAAUCUGAAAUCAAGUCAGUUAUCCAAAUACUCAAAAACACAUCCCUGUCGGGACUCGUCUCGGACAUUCCACUGACUUCCAAUACUUGCCUGCAACAUGGUGCCACACAUAUUAUCUCCCUGAUCAAACAGAUGCAGCCAUUCACAUACCACCUGAUGACCACAAAUGAAGUGUCGUUGCUUUCAUUGCUUUUUGAGGUGGAGGCAGCAAAUGCCAUACUCAAGUUCUACGUGCUGGAACUUCAGGCAGCAAAUGUCCUCAAUGAGAUGUAUUGCAAUGUCCUGCGAGGUCAACUUGCAAAUCAGGAGGAGAAAAAGCAAAAAGGAAAAGAGAAGAGAAAGCUAGAGGGAGACAGCUUUCCAUGGUUACUUUCAGGUGACGAGUUUUAUGAGAGAGUGGUGGAGUUUGAGUGUGAGCAGAAGAAGGUUGCAGCUGAUAUGCAGACAAGGAAAGCAGAUCGAGAAAGGAGAGCAGAACAACUUGCCACAUGGAAACAGCUAGAGGACCAGUGGAAAAAUCAGAACAAAGAAUUGAAAGCUAUGGAAAAGGCCAACAGACGAAGGUUCAGUGAAAAGAAACCUGCCCUUGGUAAAUGGCAGGGUAUGAUUUUGAGGCCAAAGUUGAACAUAUGUGAAGACGAGGAUGGUCAGUCAGCCAGUGGGGAGGAGUUUUUGACCUUAAUGAUGUGUCGGAUGACAGCGGUGAAGAAUGAUAACAAAGUUUGA